Molecule: messenger RNA, 4163 nt
Organism: Gekko japonicus
Lineage: Eukaryota; Metazoa; Chordata; Lepidosauria; Squamata; Gekkonidae
Gene: PRMT2IP
Product: chromosome unknown open reading frame, human C15orf39
Exons: 2
Source: RefSeq, a predicted model, not a curated record
AUGGCCGAGAAGCGGCGUUUGGAAGCUGUGGGCGCCGUGGCCUACAGCAAACUACCUCGGCUGGAGGCGGAUCCGAACCACGUCCAUGCGGCCGGCUUGUGCAGAUCCGGUGUGCUGCCCGGCCAUGCCUCUGACGGCCAUUACAGCUACCAAGGAACCUAUUUCGGCUAUCCGCUGCAGUGCCACGAAUCGCCUGAACUCUCGGUACAUUGGAGUCCCGCGGAGCCUUAUGUGCCUUGUACGGAUGGGGGCAUAAGCCAGCAACUCAGGCCGGAGAAAGGGCGCUGUAUGUUCUACAGGCAAGAUUCGGGGGGCUUGGGGAUGUGGGCACAGAACCCUAGCUAUGAGAAGAGGAAGGACUGCCUGGUGGGAGAUACGCUGGCUGCUCAGGAGAAAUGGACUAAUUAUAGCGGUCACACAGACUUUAUUCAGCAGGGUUGGAUCCAGGGGUACCCGAUGCUGCAUUCCUCACAAGUGCCGGCGGGCUGUGCUCCCUUGUUGGUACCCAAACCAGUUUACCGAAAUCACGUUUACUGUACAGAUGCCGGCUAUAGCCCCAAAGCCUCCCCGGUGCCGGGGAUGCCGGCGGUAAGCCCCUCGAAACGGCCAACGAAUGUCGAAUGGACUCCUCCAUCUUCUGGGCAUGCAGUUAAUGCGAGCUGUGGAAGCGCCGCGGCAAAAAAGGGCCAGGUUGCGGAAUCGGGUUUCCUGCCAUUACCCCAAAGUUGGAAAGACGCAGUUGCUGCCCCGCCCGGCUUCUCGCCUUACCACAAAACAUUCGAAAACCUCCAAGUAGCCCCAAGUGCCUCGUCGGUGGACGCGAGUUACCCUGCUGGGUGUAAGAAUCGGAAAAGCGUCCCAGAACAGUGCGCUGGGAGCCCUUGUGGGAAGGGCUGGACUAAGCUACCUCCUCCUGCCAGCCCGUUGGCAGCAUCCCAGGGCCUUAUCUGUCAAGAGAGGUCAUCGGCCUGCUACCCGCUGCCUUCCUACCCGCUAACCUCACACGAGCAGCUAGUGCUUUAUAAUCAAAGCAUAGCCCACGCGGAGAAGCAGAAAGCUCUCUUUGCCUUGCCAGCUUGCAAAAGCUUUAAUUUCCCAGCUGGUAAUGAUCCUCAGCUGCUGCCAAGGACUUGCUUCCCACCAGCACCCCGGAGUUACUAUCCCGGUUAUCUGGAAAGUGACUUCUACCGAGCGCCUGGCUCCCCUCUAGUGCCCUCUCCCGGCCUUAAAGUGUCCAGGGAACACGAGUCUCAACAGAAUUCCCAUUCCAAGAUCUCCUUUGAGCACAGGAACCCCAUCUCCACAUGCUCCGUGACUGAAAGGUCUUCACGGGGCAGCUCCUUCCCCAGCCGAGAGGGUCCGCGAGACUGGCCCGGGGCCGACGGUUCGGCAGAGCCAGCGAACGAGAGUUUUCGGUGCCAGCGGGCGACUCCCCAACCCCCUGCCUUUCAACAGCUUUAUUCUGCUGAGAGGUCACCCCGCUGCGUUGACGGCUACAGGCCAACCCAAGAGGCCUUCUAUGGUACGGGCCCUUGUCUGCUGGAAAAGGGCCACUCAAGGGAGGUGGGACCUUCGUAUGCAGAGAAGCAGUCCGGUUUGAGCUCCGAAGACAAGAAGAGGGACCCCGGCAAACCUCUCCAGUCGGGAGCAUGCAUAGUGAUUCCAGAUAGCCCUGUCGCAUCACACGAUCCCUGCCUCAAAGGAGAUUCGCGGAGGAGUCGAAUUUCUGAACGUUCAGAUUCCCUCAUCCAGCAGUUGCUGCAGUCCCCAGACAAAGAACCGAGGGACUUAAAACGAACUGAGGCUCCCCUGUCUCCUUCCUCCCCUCCCAUGCCAGUGAUCCACAAUGUCUUUAGCCUCGCCCCUUACCGGGAGUACCUCGAAGGAUCCGCUGUUUCCCUGCGCCCCCCAUCCUUGGAGGGAUGUCCAGCAGAGAAGUCCUCCUCUGCGAAGUCAUGGCAAAAGGCGGGAGGAACGACCUCCCCUCGUCCUCCCUCGGCUGCAUCAUCUAAAACUCCUGGAGCGUCACUCGAUCAGGGGAAAGACAUCGCCUGCAAUGCAGCAGCAGAAGGCAGCAGAAAGGAUCCAAGCGGCAGCUGUAUCGUGCCGGAGAAAGAAAGUAGAGGUUACCCGGGGUUCUGCGAGAAUUACCGGGGGUGUCAGAAUGCACCUGCAACCAGCUCGCAGGGCGCGACAGGCUGUGCGAGUGAAUUCGCCAAAGAGGACCAUGCGUUAGACCUCAGCUUGAAAACAGAAGGGUUGCCAGAUGUCCUCCGUGCUCAGGGACCGGCUGGAAAGCCUGAGUCUCUCGAGAGGGAAAACGGCAAGAUAGACGGAGAAAGUGUGAAAGAGGACCCAGCCAAGGGGCAGGAGGUGAUCCAGGAGUCCAACCCGCCAGCGUCGCAGCCCCCGCAAAAAAACCGCUCUGGGGAGAAGAGCAAUUUUCAGAGCUCGGCAGCGUUCUUGUACAAAAAAUUCAAGAUCCUGAAACCUCGUGCCGCAGGGCCAGGCUCUACGACGCAACAGAACUUCUUGUUUCAGUCAAAUUCCCAAAUAGAUGCUCUGUCCAAUAAUGCCUCUCUGCAACGAGAUUCCAAGCAGGCGGCGACUCAGCAAAACCACCUGCCUGUACCACAGAGCUCCCAACCGGUGGUGACGCAGCAGAACUACCUGCCUGUUCAGCAUAGCUUCCAACUGGUGGUGUUUCAGCAAAACCACCUGUCUGUUCAGCAGAGCUCCCAACAGGUGGUGACUCAGCAAAACCACCUGCCUGUUCAGCAGAGCUCCCAAUGGGUGGUGACUCAGCAAAACGGCUUGCCUGUUCAGCAGAGCUGCCUGCAGGCAGUGACUCAGCAAAACAGCCUGCCUGUCCAGCAGAGCUGCCAGCAAGCAGUGACUCGACAAAACAGCCUGCCUGUCCAGCAAAGCUCCCAACAGGUGGUGACUCAGCAACACCACCUGCCUGUUCAGCAGAGCUCCCAACAGGUGGUGACUCAGCAACACCACCUGCCUGUUCAGCAGAGCUCCCAACAGGUGGUGACUCAGCAACACCACCUGCCUGUUCAGCAGAGCUCCCAACAGGUGGUGACUCAGCAACACCACCUGCCUGUUCAGCAGAGCUCCCAAUGGGUGGUGACUCAGCAAAACGGCUUGCCUGCUCAGCAAAGCGGCCAGCAGGUGGUGACUCGGCAAAACAGCCUGCCUGUCCAGCAGAGCUGCCAGCAAGCAGUGACUCGGCAAAACAGCCUGCCUGUCCAGCAAAGCUUCCAACAAAUGGUGACUCGGCGAAACAGCCUUCCUGCCCUGCACAUUGUCCAUGAGAAGUCGGCCAAGCCCAACGCUCAGCACUUGUCGCGCAAGUGCCGUAAACAGCCCGACACUUCAAAACUCCCGCUUCUUGACAUGCCGGCCGGGUCUCCUGCUUUGGGAGAGGUCAGCGCCUCGCUCCCCCCCAGCUGCAAAUCUCCCACCCAGCAUCCUUCACCCAAGCAGUAUUUCACUGCCCUGCACGCCUCCGUCUGUGCUGCCAUUUCCGAUUCGGUAUCUACCUCCUCUCCAGAACUGCUCAGGGAAUGGCUGGAGAAGGCAGAGCCCGAGCGGAAGCCAAAGUCGAAGGCAGCCGUCCCGGCCAAGGCCAAGAGCGGACCGAAGACCCCUGAGGCGCCGAAGCCCUCCAAAGCCAAGCGGGUCUGGCUGGCCUCCAAGGACACAGCGGGGCUCCUCAAACGGCUGCAGUCUCGGCUGGAGACCUUCUUGCUCACCCGCGAGUGCCCCUUCCCCAACGUGGUGCGGGCGGGCGCCAUCUUCAUCCCCAUCCACGUGGUGAAGGAGCAGCUGUUCGGCAACCUGCCGGGCGCUUCCGUCGACCACGUCCUGCAGGCCCACAAGGUGGAGCUGCGUCCCACCACCUUGACGGAGGAGAAGCUCUUGCGGGAGCGGGACCUGAAGACCUGCACCUCCCGCAUGCUGAAGCUGCUGGCCCUGAAACAGCUGCCCGACAUCUACCCGGACCUCCUGGAUCUCCACUGGCACCACUGCGUCAAGCAGCAGCUCGGUGAACCCGCAGAAGAGAUCUGGAGCGAGGACCUCGAAGCUGCAGGAGUGUCCAGAUGUUUACAGAGCGCAUCCCAGGUGCUCAGUCCGGGAGUCCGCGGGAAGCACAA